AUGGACAGACCAAACAAGCCCUCGGCGCUCGCCACCACUCCGGGCCUACCGCCGCAGGCCUCCGUCACCAUCUCGCACGGCAACGAGCGCGUCGCCGCCGAGCUGCCAACGGGCGAGUCCGUCGUCGUCCUGCUGCACGGCGCCACUGUGCUGAGCUGGAAGGACGCCGCCGGCGACGAGAAGCUGUGGUUGAGCGAGGCGGCCAAGCUCGACGGCACCAAGGCGGUGCGUGGCGGCAUCCCGCUCGUCUUUCCGGUCUUUGGCGCGGGCAGCAACGGCGAAAAAACAAAAAAACUGCCCCAGCACGGCUUCGCGCGCAACUCGCGAUGGGAGUUUCUCGGCAAGUCGACCAGCGAGGGCGACAGCUCCAACGUCAAGCUCGACUUUGGCCUCUCGUCCGAGUCGCUCGCCGACGAGUACAAGCAGGCCUGGCCCUACCGCUUCGGCCUGCUUUACAGCGUCACCCUCACCCGCGAAAGCCUCACCACCACCAUUGUCAUUACAAACGACGGCGACGAACCCUUUGAGUUUCAGACGCUCCUGCACUCGUAUUUCCGCGUCAAGGAUAUUGCGCAAGUCUCCAUUGACGGCUUCGAAAACGCACCCUACGUCGAUCAGCUCGCCGGCAUGGCCGCCAAGACGCAGGCCGGCCCCAUCACCGUUGAUGGCGAGCUCGACAGCAUAUACACGCCCGUCGGCGGGCCCAAGCAGUCCAUUACGCUCCGCGAGGGCAGCGACACGCGUCUGCGCAUCGUCCGCGACAACCUCGACGACGUUGUUGUUUGGAACCCGCACGUCGACAAGGCGGCCGGCAUGGCGGACUUUGCGCCCAAGGACGGCUGGAAGAAGAUGGUCUGCAUCGAGGCCGGCAGCGUGCGCGGCUGGCAAAAGCUCGACAAGGGCGACGCCUUUGAGGGCGCCCAGACAAUUCAUCUGUAA
Beauveria bassiana ARSEF 2860 is the source of this 939-nucleotide messenger RNA. Its product is annotated as aldose 1-epimerase. The record is from RefSeq and is a predicted model, not a curated record. Gene Ontology annotation, molecular function: isomerase activity; carbohydrate binding. Gene Ontology annotation, biological process: carbohydrate metabolic process. NCBI's taxonomy places the organism in Eukaryota, Fungi, Ascomycota, Sordariomycetes, Hypocreales, Cordycipitaceae. The transcript is spliced from 3 exons. The coding region runs from base 1 to 939 and encodes 312 amino acids.